Messenger RNA from Macadamia integrifolia, 2606 nucleotides. RefSeq names its product probable galacturonosyltransferase 6. Bases 409 to 2214 code for a protein of 601 amino acids. The transcript has 9 exons. NCBI's taxonomy places the organism in Eukaryota, Viridiplantae, Streptophyta, Magnoliopsida, Proteales, Proteaceae. The record is from RefSeq and is a predicted model, not a curated record. Gene Ontology annotation, molecular function: polygalacturonate 4-alpha-galacturonosyltransferase activity.
GUACGUUAAGAAUUCCAGGCACGGAGUUUCAAUUUUACUUCUUUUCAGAACCCACCAGAAUAAUUUAUUGUUUUUCUGAAAAUGGAAAGGAAAACCCUAAAACUGUUACAUUUUAGAUGAAGGUAAUCGAAGAAGAAGUCUAAGAAGAAUCUGCAAAUGCUUUUUUCUUGUGCAGAGAGUCGAGAAGCCAUUAUGUGAUUCCUUCAUGUGAUCCCUCAUCCAGGAUUGGAAGAAGUGCUAUAUGAGGAUUUGGAGAUCAAAUAUAAUAUAUAUAUUUUUUUCCAUUCCUCGUGAGCCACUUGUUAUUUCUCCGAAACAAGAGAUCAAAGUGAUCUGAUUACUUUUUUCCCAAUAGGUCGCUGACAGAAAUUAAAAGCACCAAAAAUAUUGAUUUUUUGUUAGGUCUUGAUGAAGCAGGAUCUCAGAUGUCAAAGGAUUCUCAUCCUCUCUUUGCUUUCCGUUUGUGUUGUUGCUCCAAUCGUCAUUGUGUCUAAUAGGCUAAAGAACCUUACCCCUUCUGCUGCACAUAAGGAACUCAUUGAGGAUUUGUCUACCAUUAAAUACAGGGCAGAUACUUUGAAAUUAAACUCCAUUAAGCAGGAAACAGGCCAAGGAUUGAAAGAGCCGACGUUAGUUGUGUACAAAGAUGAAGAACUUAAUUCUGUAGUUAGUGAGAAUUCUUCUGAUCAGAAUCCGAAGCCCAGGGAUAGUGGAAGGGCGAGUUUGUUGGAAAGACAUGGAACUGAUCAUGAUCACCAUCACCAUCAAGAAAAUCAGCGCAGUCAACAGAAGAUUGUUUCAGCUCCUCGUGGAGGAAAGGGAAAGUCUGCCAAAACAACCGUUAGACGAGAAAUGUCUCCCCAGACUCAGAGAGCAACUGAUGAGAAGAUCAGAGAGAUGAAAGAUCAGGUUAUCAGGGCCAAGGCUUUCUUGAACUUUGCACCACCAAAUAGCAAUUCUCAUUUAGUGAAAGAACUGAAAUUUCGAAUAAAAGAGGUUGAACAAGCAGUGGGUGAAGCCACCAAAGAUACAGAUCUGCCUAGGAGAAAACUGUGCAGUGCUUUGCAGAAGAUGAGAUCCAUGGAGACUUCCUUAUCCAAAGCUAGUCGUGUUUACACUGACUGCUCUGCCAUGGCAACAAAGCUCCGCUCUAUGACCUAUAAUGCAGAGGAACAAGUUCGGGCCCAUAAGAGUCAGGCAACAUAUCUUGUUGAGCUUGCUGCCAGGACUACUCCAAAGGGUCUUCAUUGCCUCUCCAUGCGGCUCACUUCCGAUUACUUUGCUCUACUGCCUGAGGAACGAGAGCUCCCCAACCAACACAAACUGCAUGACUCGGAUCUUUAUCAUUUUUCUGUUUUCUCUGAUAAUGUCCUCGCAUGCACAGUGGUUGUUAAUUCCACCAUAUCAUCAUCUAUGGAACCAAGGAAAAUUGUUUUUCAUGUGGUGACCGAUGCCCUCAACCUCCCAGCAAUUACAAUGUGGUUCUUGUUAAACCCCCCUGGUGAAGCCACCAUCGAGAUUCAGAGCAUGGACAACUUUGAAUGGUUGUCCUCUAAAUACAAUUCAACAUUAAGAAAUCAAUACUCUCCGGAUCCAAGAUACUCUUCCGCGCUGAACCAUCUCCGUUUCUAUCUGCCAGAGGUCUUCCCUGAGCUGAACAAAGUUGUGUUUCUUGACCAUGAUGUGGUGGUACAGAAGGAUUUGAAGGAGUUGUGGAGGGUCAAUAUGAAAGGGAAAAUAAAUGGUGCAGUGAUGACUUGUCAGGAGGGUGAACCAUCAUUUUAUCGGAUGGAUCUGCUUAUUAAUUUUUCGGAUCCAACCAUUUCGAAGACGUUUGAUGCCACAGCAUGCACUUGGGCAUUUGGUAUGAAUCUGUUUGACCUUCAAGAGUGGAGGAGGCAAGACUUGACAGCUGUUUAUCAUGAAUAUCUGCAAUUGGGCAACCGUAGACAGUUGUGGAAAGAUGGAAGUUUGCCUCUGGGUCUGGUUACCUUCUACAACAGAACAGUGCCUCUAGACCCAAGAUGGCAUAUUCUUGGGCUUGGGAGUGACUUGGGUGUACGGAGGAGUGAGAUUGAAAGGGCAGCUGUAAUCCAUUAUGAUGGAAACAUGAAGCCCUGGUUGGAUAUUGCAAUUGCACAGUACAAGGGCUAUUGGACCAAGUAUCUCAAUUAUGAUGAUCCUUACUUGCAACACUGCUAUAUCCAUGAGUAAUUGGUAUUUAACAUGGAGAACAAAUGUCUCUUCUUCCCCUACUUCUGUGACUGCGGAUGUAAUACGGUGACCAGCGCAAAAUUCUUCUUACACGGCAUUUUUGUCAUAGUAACCACGACAAAUACUUAAUUCUUUCCACUCUUCUAGGAAUUCUUUCCACUCUUCUAGGCUCUUUCAUGUAAAUUAAUUUCAUUCCAUUAUAUUCUAAAUAUCAUUUGUCAUUUCUUCUCAUGGCCAUAAUCCUCUAGAGUUGAGUCAAAAUUUAAAUUAAUAAAUGUAGAAGGAAUAAUGAGUUCACGGGGGUAAUUUUUGUAAUGCUACUGGUUCAAUGUACAAAAGAUAUUUCAGAUAUUCUUGAUUGAUUAAAGCCACUUAUUCUUGCUUGGAGUUAA